CGCGUGUUUUCUCCCAAAUAGUAAACAUAGUAAACAUUUGCAUACACUUACCUGCACGUGCUGUAAAUACUUUCGUAAUGGACUUACCCAUUAAAACGAACAGUUUGGAAAUAAUAAUCGGUACUUAUGAAGAAUUUCUGUUGGGUUAUAAAGUUGAAUUAAAAGAUAAUAAACCGGUUUUAGUGCAAUCGUUCGCUGACAAAUCGCAUUCGGGUUCAAUUAGAUGCGUUGCCGUCCAUAAACAAUGGAUAGCUACUGGGGGUACAGAUGAUCGUAUAUUCAUCUACGAUAUGACUAGCAGAAGCCAAACUCAGAUUUUACUAUGUCACGAGGGCUCCAUAAAUGCCUUAACAUUUACUCCAGACGGUACGCAUUUGUUGUCCGUUGCUAACGAUGGUCGCUUCAUUGCUACACGUUCGAAAACAUGGUCAACUGAAGCUUGUUGGAAAAAAGCACAUAAUCGUUUAGCGGCAACGCAUGUCAGUUGUCAUCCCAGCGGCAAAUUGGCGUUAACAUUAGGUUCUGACCUAAUUUUAUGCACUUGGAAUUUAAUAAAAGGUCGGAUAGCUUAUAAAACGAAUUUAAAAAGUCGUAAUUCUUUGGGUCGUCAACCCAAUUGUUUAACUUGGUCAAAUUCCGGUGAUUAUUUCACACUCAGCGGUCCGCGCGUAGUGGAAAUUUGGUCUAUUCAAACGGCUAAUGUGUUACACAGUCAUAGCACUAAGUCAAAACCUAUUUGCAUAUGUUGGACGGACGCUGAAGCUUGUGUUGUGGGUUUGGAGGAUGGUAAAAUUAUGUGGCUUUCACUAAGCAAGGACGAAAAGGAAUUUGAAUUAAUCGCUCAUAAUGCUCGAGUAAAAGCUAUGCAUUCAUUUAAAGACUAUUUAGUAACGUCAUCAAGUUCUGGCGAAAUAAAGCUAUGGCAAAUCAAUGAAACAGGGAAACACUCAAAGGCAAAACUUAAAGAGCUUGCAGUUACCAAUGUCGGAUGUCGCCCCACUUGCAUAAACAUACUUGAUCUUGAGCAAUUUGGGAAAGAUUACGGCAUUGCUCGCAGCUGCGAUGAAAGUAGUAAAGAAACUAAAUUAGUGAAUAAUACAGAAAAACCGUUUCCAAGAGGUGUCGUCAUCAUAGAAUGUGAUGCAGACGAUGAACAAGAAAGUAGUAAGCAAACUAAGGCGAGUAAAAAAAAGCCAAAUGGCGACGAUAAGGCUGAAAAGGAGGCUAUCGAAGAGAAAGAUAACGAAGAAGAAACUCUUGAUUACGUCAAAAAUGAUGCAGAUGUCGAUAGAGAUGGCGACGAUACGACAUAUAGCGAAAGUAAAUGGACAUCUCUGCACGACGCAUCGAAGAGCAAUAGACACAAAUCUAACAAAUCGCAGAGUGAAAAGAGCGAGAACAAGAAAAAGAAAAUUCACGGAUACAAUGAGCAAAAUAUUUUGCCUUCUAAAGCGAAGAAAAGGAAAUAGCCUUCUUCUGUUAAGAGAGAAAAAAAUGAGCAAAAUUUGAAAGCAUCCAACAAACAAGCAAUAAUCACACAGACAAAUUCCGUGUCAUCGCCGCA
Molecule: messenger RNA, 1564 nt
Organism: Glossina fuscipes
Lineage: Eukaryota; Metazoa; Arthropoda; Insecta; Diptera; Glossinidae
Product: p21-activated protein kinase-interacting protein 1-like
Exons: 5
Coding region: 78-1469 (463 amino acids)
Molecular function (GO): protein binding
Source: RefSeq, a predicted model, not a curated record